This is a messenger RNA of Ostrea edulis (European flat oyster), 943 nucleotides long. Its product is annotated as glutaredoxin-1-like. Gene Ontology annotation, biological process: cellular response to oxidative stress. The transcript is spliced from 2 exons. Gene Ontology annotation, cellular component: cytoplasm. Gene Ontology annotation, molecular function: glutathione disulfide oxidoreductase activity. Lineage: Eukaryota; Metazoa; Mollusca; Bivalvia; Ostreida; Ostreidae. The coding region runs from base 108 to 425 and encodes 105 amino acids. The record is from RefSeq and is a predicted model, not a curated record.
GACUCAUAACAAACCCCUAUUUGAAAUACUUUAUGAACGACUUAUCUAAGUCCUGCUCCGCCAUUAUUGUUGUUAGGGAAGCUUUCCGAAUAAAUUUCUAGAAAGAAAUGGCCGGAGCAAAAAUAUUUGUGGACAAAAAGCUUGCCCAAGGCAAUAUUGUGGUGUUUUCAAAGUCAUACUCUCCUGAAUGUAAGCUGAUUCAAAGGAUUUUAGCGGAAUACAAUCUAAAGAACUUGCUGUACGUCGACAUGGAGAGCAGACAAGACUGUACCCAGUUAGAAAACUAUUUACAGAUUCUCUGUCAGACGGAUGCCAGAUCGGUACCACAGCUGUUUAUUGGUACAAAAUACAUAGGGGGAGAAAAGGAACUGAUAAGAAUGCAUGAAUCUGGACAGCUUAAAAAGGUUUUCGAGGAAAACAAAUAACACUUCACGAGAAGCUGCUCGAUAUAUGCACACGAUGUUGUGGUGAAUAAUCAAACUACUGUGAGAUGUGAUGCAAUGUACACUUAUCUGUGACGUAAAAAGUGCGCAAUUGACGUUCCAGUUGCAGAUAUGAGAACUGUUUAUCUACAAUAUGUCAUACUUGAACUCAUCGAUGCUAAAUAUAUAAACGAUUAUACCUAGAUGCAAACAAUUGGGCGUAAGUUGGGAGAGGGUUGAGGAAAGUACCGAGCUCAUGACAGUAAAUAGUUUUAUAUAGCAUUGCAUAGAUUUACAAAAUCUGUUUAAAAUGCUAUUUUAAAAUUCUUUGCCUUUGAAAUUGGAUGUACAACUUUGAAGUUGCAAAUUCUUUGAUCAUUUCAGAAUUUUCUAUGUGUUCGACAAAAUAUUUUCCACACAAUUGGGUCAUCGUGGACUAUUUUGAGACCGUGUCCUUUAUUUGAAUUAUACUUAUAUUGGUUAUACAGGAAGACAUUGAAAUACAAAUCUUUAUCAAAGCA